Trichoderma asperellum CBS 433.97 is the source of this 1698-nucleotide messenger RNA. RefSeq lists its product as uncharacterized. The record is from RefSeq and is a predicted model, not a curated record. NCBI's taxonomy places the organism in Eukaryota, Fungi, Ascomycota, Sordariomycetes, Hypocreales, Hypocreaceae.
AUGCUAUGGGAACUCACCCAACUUCUACUAAUACAACGUAGAUAUCUACAAGUCAACCCUACUAUAUCGUUAACAAUCAUCGAUUCAGAAGCCACAGUAGGGGGCGUAUGGUCCAAGGCACGGUGUUAUCCAGGCUUCAUUGCAGAUGGCCCCGUAGGUCUAUUUGACUUUAGUGAUCUACCAAUGUCCAGUGUCAUUGGGCUCAAAAAUUGGGAUGAGCUGCCUGGCAUAAAAGUCCAUGAAUACCUACACGAAUAUGCCCAGAAGUUUCGUCUCCUCGAACGAUGCAAAUUUUCCUGCCGAGUCACAAAUGUUCGCCGGGCGACACCAGAGGGAGGAUGGACUUUGGAUACACAAACCACCGGCAAUGACGGCAAACAGAUAUCUGAGUCUUUCACAUGCGAAAAACUAAUUGUAGCAACGGGGCUGUUUUCGAAUCCUAAAUAUCCAGACGUGAUGACGUCUGAGUUCAAAGGGCCAGUUAUGCAUACCAAAGACAUUGGACAGCAGUAUAACGCUCUCCUUGACACAAGUGUCGAAAGCAUUGCUAUAUAUGGUGGAGGUAAAUCAGCUAUUGAUGCCUUAAACCUUUGUAUCGAAGCAGGUAAGAAAGUUCACUGGAUCAUCAGCGACAAAGGCAGCGGCCCCAACGUGUUAUUCAAUACUCGGCUAAAGUGGGGGUUUCACGUUGGCCAGUUUGUUGGAAGGUGGAAAGAUAUCUUUUCCGCUAGUAUUUUCAGCAUUGAUACGUUCUUUGGGCGGUUUUUCUAUAGUGGAGAGAACAGGCUAGGGACGUGGUUCAUUGACAAAUUCUGGUCCUUUGCGGCUAAGAAGAUGCGAACGGGUGAGCUGUACGCCGGCAUGACGGACACAAAUAGACAAAAAUUGUUGCCCGAAGGCGACAGCGCUUUAUUCACGGCUGUUGGCGGUGCUGCUCUCCAUAGCUGUCCCAAAUUCAUCCAAGAACUAAGCAAGCCAGAUGGUCUUAUCACCGUUCACCGAGCCCGUAUAACUUCUGCGCAAGAUCAAACACUGUGUCUUUCUAAUGGGGAGACUGUCAACUGCCAAGCUUUGGUGUAUGGCACAGGUUGGUCAAAUGAGGACAUGCUCUUUGAGCCUUCCCUCGGGCUUUCUCUAGGCUUGCCUAAGCUCGCAGAACUGGAAGAUCAAACAUCGAAAGACUAUUGGCAAGAGCUUCAUACGAAAGCAGAUGUAGAUGUUCUAUCACUUCUUCCAAUCCUGAAGGACUCGCCGGGACUUCAGAGCACAGCUGCUCUGACACCAUACCGUCUACAUCGAUACAUGUUGCCUUCGUCUUUAGCCGCACAGAAUGACCGGUCUCUCAUAUUUCUGGGAUAUUUGAUCAGCUUUCAGACGCAUAUCCUCAGUGAAGUUUCUGCUCUAUGGGCAGUCUGUUGGCUUGAUAACCUUGUCAAUCUAAAUAUCCCAAGCAGCAAGGAAGACAUUGAUUAUGAGAUUGCAAAGGUGAAUGCGUGGUCUCUUCGGAAGAAUUUGACCUUGGAACCGAACCCCGGUAGUGGGAUUCAGCAUUUUAUUGAUCUGCUGAUGAAGGAUAUGGGACUAAAGGCAAAGAGAAAGAGAGGGCUUGGAGUUCGUGACACGUUUUCACCUUACCGAUCCCAGGAUUACCUGGGAAUUGUGGAUGAGAUUCUGCAAAAGUCAAAAGCGGCAAUCUGA